UAAAUCCCGUCGCUUCACUGAACAUCAAAUCACCACUAACCCUCCCACAGCUCCUUAUUGGAGAUUCGCACGAACAAGAACGCUAUCAAUCAUAGACCCUGGAAUGACUUCAGAGUGAUCAGCCAUCCCUUCUCCACGCACGACGCCGCGUGUCUCUCUGCAUGAUGUUGAAACACACCGGAUUACACCGUACUGUUGGACAGUCCCAAAAUACGCCGUGAGGCGCAUAUAAAUCCGCCGGAUCUGUACGACUGGGUGCAUGCUAUCGGCGUGGAUUCGCAAGCUUCUGACAUGAGUAUCCCGUACUUGGACCUCCGAGACUACGUGUUUUAUCUGCGUAAUUCUAUAACAUUCGUCGAUCAUCGUGUCAUGGCAUAUAAACCUCGCUGCGCUUCCGCUUCGGGGCUCUCUCCAUUAAAUUACCUUUUAUUUUUGAAAUUAGUACUAGUCAAAAAUGAUGUUUACAUCAAUUAUUCUGUUUGUUAUCUCUUCAAGCGUCGUAAGAGCAGAUUGGGGACCAGGCGGCGGCUUUGGUUGGAAUGGGAAUGAUUGGGGAAAUAAUUGGGGUUGGGGAGGAGCGCCUGACUGUGCUAAAACAUGCUUCUCCUCUAUCUUCCCGGCUCAAUCCACUGCUUGGUCCAGCGCCUGUGCAUCUCAAACUGUCAUCGACAAUUGCGUCACAUCAGCGUGUCCUACAGCAACAGCUCAAUAUGCAAGCGCUUCUAGCGUCAGGUCCGAAUGGUGCUCUUCGUACUCUAGCUGUUCUACUGCAUCAGACUCUUGCACCACCAAUUGGCCAUGGUGGGGUGGAGUGAAUGGUGAUGGAUGGGGAGGUUACUGGGGUGGCAAAGGGUCGGGUGGAGUUUUCACUGUCACCGUUACAAGUGGACAGGCUACGGGCCUCACCACCAGAACCAUCACCGUGACUACCACAGCAAGUGGAAGCCAGGUCAGGAGCACCGAAACACAGACGGGGACUUUUGUCCUUGCCCAGGCUGCUAACACUCCAACCUCAACUCCUACUUCUACGAACGGUGCUGCUCAAGCAACAAAUGGCGCUGGAGCCUUGGUUGUUGCAGCUUUGGGUGCUUUUAUGGCUCUGUGAACGGCAAAUAUAGAGACUUCGGGAGUUAAGAAGAUCAUAGGAGUUUGGAUCAACGAGCCUUUCAAUUUGAGUAUUUGGAAUCAAAACUGCAACUAUGGGUAGCGUAAAAAUCAUGUCUUUUUCAUACAUGUACCGGUCAUCUGCUAUCAGUCCUUCAUUUAGGUUUUAGUUGUAGUUCAUUAUGAUUACUAUCUGAGUACU
Molecule: messenger RNA, 1306 nt
Organism: Cadophora gregata
Lineage: Eukaryota; Fungi; Ascomycota; Leotiomycetes; Helotiales; Ploettnerulaceae
Exons: 3
Coding region: 455-1105 (216 amino acids)
Source: RefSeq, a predicted model, not a curated record